Phytophthora sojae is the source of this 2187-nucleotide messenger RNA. RefSeq lists its product as hypothetical. The record is from RefSeq and is a predicted model, not a curated record. The transcript is spliced from 3 exons. NCBI's taxonomy places the organism in Eukaryota, Oomycota, Peronosporomycetes, Peronosporales, Peronosporaceae. Bases 1 to 2187 code for a protein of 728 amino acids.
AUGGAGCGACGCUGGGGCUUCCUGGCGCCCUGGUGCACUGCUAUGAAGGAGCGCAUCGUGUACCGCAUUCUCUCGUGCGAGAACAUCGCGUGGGACGUCAAUCGGCGCCACCUGCAGGUCUACGUGCCCGGACGUCUGGACAAGUGGACCACGGGGAGGAGGAGUCCCCCCGUCCAGGAAGCUCUUUUGCUGCUAACAGCAGUGAAUCAUGUGGACCACACGGCGUUUCGGUAUUUACUGAAAAAUUCUGGCGUGAAUUUCGGACAAGAAGGAGAAGAAAAAUUCGAAGAGGAAGUUCCCGCGCGGUUCGUGCUGCACAUUGAUCUGGAAGAGGCGAAGACUGAAGAUGGCUCUUUUGACUUGGGCCUGGUGCAAUUUUGCGUUGCAGAAAAUUGCGGCAAAAUUGGACGAAAAUGUCCAGCAAGCUGCAGCGUCAGUGGAGAUUCAAGUGCCCGUCCGAGUGUACGGGUCGGAAGGGUUUCACAUCCCCUGGCAGCUAUGGUGGCUACUCAUAAAGCAGAACAAAUCAUCCAAGAACGUCUCAAGCAGCAGAAACAGCGCGCUUUUGGUGGACUGCUGCAGCCUAGAUAUACGCCGGAGCCGAUGGUCGCAGACUUGGAAUGCGUGCCGAUCACGCUGGAGAUGGCUGAUACAAUGGAGACGCUGAUACGAGACAAUAUGCGGUUCUCACAGUUGGUGCUGAGCACCGACGCGGAUGGCGAUGCUGCUCUAACUGAAGGCCAAACGUGGCAACUGGCAUUUGCCAAGCUUAUCACGCGUCUUUUUGACAGUACGCGACGCGAUCCCACACCGGAAAGCUAUCCGUAUUGUCUACCGGAAACUGUAGCACAACGGACUCCAAUUCAAUCGAUGAUGUUGUCCUGCGAGGGCUGGAACAGUGUUUUCCCCGGGUUCGCGUCGAUGUGCUCAGCACUUGCGGUGAAUCAGACCGUCUCGAAGCUCACAUUAGAGCUGAGCGUAAGCCUGGACGACACGGCUGCCAGUGCCCGUGCCUGGAAAUGGAUGGCGUAUGCAUUUUUUUCCAAGCAAGCACGGCAGUUUUCAGUGCUGCAGUCGCUGGGGAUUUCUCCGACCGUAACGUGCAGCAUGAGCCGAGCUGAUAUUGAAGCUUUUCGAAGUGUGAUGCUGUCCGAUUACCCUGAAGAAGAACUUUUUGGGUCUCCUCGUGGGUCUGUCGAGUCGGGGGAUGCCACACUGACAAAAGGAGCUAGCUUUCGAUGGUAUUACGACGAUGUCGCUCGACCGACUGAGUUCAGCCUGCUGUCGAUGGAUUCGCCUGUGCGGUUUGUACGGACCUUCAGCGAUGACGGCGAAAGUGAGUGGGUGGAUGUGGUGAUUCCCGGCUACGGAAGAUGCCAAGCUCAACGCAAAGAUUUAAACUUUGUUCAGGACUGCUGCCCGGACUCUAUGUCGCCGACAUUGAUGUCACUAAAGCUGCCGUCUAACCCUGGGUUUGGUGAUGGAGUGCCGCUGCUUUUAUCCACUGUUGGUCCGAUGCUGAAAUCUCUAUCAUUCGAUGGACCGGUGAUGAACACUAGCGAUAGCUUGUUCCUGGACAAUCACCCACACAUGGAGGAAUUAUCUCUGCGCUCACCCAACCUCGACGUCCGUCUUGACUUUAAAGACUUCGAUUCCAGUCGUGAGCAACUUUCCACUCUGCGCUAUGACUGCACUGACGUUCCAGGCUUCGUACGAGCCUUAACUGACGCUAGCAACCCGUUGGGAAGCUGUGUCAGGUGGUUGCGCGUCAAGUUCGCAGACAUUUUCUUCUCGCAUGGAGAAGCCGCAGUGGAUGAUACCGUUGAGGCUCUGCUCGACGUGUUGGAGUGUAACCAAGCCAUCGAGUUUGUCGAUGUUGUGGCGCCUCCCGAAUUCCACGUUCUCUCCGCCGCUUUCCGAGCCUUCCACCUCAAGACGCUCCCAAAGUCGCUUCACCCACUGCCGAUCGAGUGCAAAGUCGCGUUCCUGAGUGUGAUGGCGACCACGAAACCAUCUCGGAAGAGAGCGUGCAACUCGCAGACGUCGGGAAAGCCCCCUUGCCAGCUAAACGAGCAUGUUCUGUCCAAGAUUUUCGCGUUUGCUGCUCCGCCGGUGAUCCGCAAAGUUUACUUCCGCAAACUGCUGGACGAUGACUGGAACGACGACGAAGACGAUGACCCUCUGUAA